GGUACUGACUGGUACAGUUAGCGUCACUGGAAGAAAUCGAGCCUUGUGCGCGGCAGAGAAAGUGAAGUGGAAUCUCAGGGUUCGUCGGCUUGUCAAGUGAAUGUUGAAGUGAGGGUGUGUUCGCCAUUUACCUGGACGGCCAUCAGUGCUCUUGUGACUACUUUACUAAACGAGGACACAGAUACAACUGUACAUUUGUAUUUAUUGUGUUAACGCUGGCUACUCUUCUGAAGAAAGCAGGGUCCGGAUUAAAGGAUGUGAAGAAGGCUCUGAGUCGGGGCUCCAAGAUGAGUGUGACGUCAUGGUUCCUGGUCAGCAGCUCAGGUACAAGACAUCGGUUGCCACCAGAGAUGAUCUUUGUAGGCCGGGAGGAGUGCGAGCUCAUGUUGCAGUCGCGCAGUGUGGACAAGCAGCAUGCAGUCGUCAACUACAACCCAGCCACAGACGAGCACAUGGUGAAGGACCUGGGCAGCCUGAACGGGACUUUUGUGAAUGAUCUGAGAAUCCCAGACGAGACUUACAUUACCCUGAUGCUCUCUGAUGUCAUCCGCUUUGGAUAUGAUUCUCAUGUGUACAUCCUGGAGAGGAGUCAACACAAGGUGCCAGAGGAGGCUCUCAAACAUGAGAAGUACACCAGCCAGCUGCAGAUGAGUAUGAAGGCACUGGAGGCAAGGAAGAAGGAGAAGGAGAGGCAGCAUGCUAAGGAGAAGACCAGAGACUCAUCCUGCUUCAAACAGGAGAAAGCCGAGCAUAAAGCUGCCCUCGCAGCAGUGGCCAGCGAGACUCCAGUGUCCAGACCCACUCCUCUGUAUGGGCAGCCGUUGUGGUGGGGGGAGGAUGAUGCUGAACACAGUGGAGGACAGCGGCCAGACGAGGACCCUGCAGAGAAUACUAAAGAGGGCUCCAGACAUGAGAUCAGCGGCUCCCUGUCAGACAGCCAGGCCAAGACAAUCUACUCGCACCACAGGGAGCCAAGCUACUUUGAGAUACCCACCAAGGAGUUCCAGCAGCAGGAGCUCCAUGAGGUUCCCACUAAGGACACUGACCCCCCUUCUCUCCCUGUCCCUGUUCUCCCUCCAGUCCCCACCUCCACACCCCCUGUGGUGCAGAGCCACGCCUCCUUCACCAUUGAGUUUGAUGAAUGCACACCAAGCAAGAUCAAGAUCAAGGACCAUGUGACAAAGUUUUCCUUCCGCCAGCAACGCAAGCUCCCGGGUAAGGAGGCGGUGACAGCGCCCACUGAGGUUAUAUCAGCGGAGUGCAAGGUGGCUGAUUGGCUGGUCCAAAGCGAUGUGAGCAUGAUGAGGAGGAGGUCUCGGACAGAGGACAUGUUCAGCUCAAAGAGUGGCCUGCCCAUCUGCAACGAGGCUUCCACAGGCCACCACCAUGAGGAUGGGACUUGGAGUGACUCUGAGGAUCCUGUUGUAAAUGGGAAACGGGCUAUACAAUUAAAGCCACCGAUGGGCCCUCACAAAUUUUUACCGCCCCAGCUGGCCCUCCCUAGACCCUUCACCAACCCUGACUCAGCGGAUCCUCAGUCUCACUCCCCUCCUCCAAGCCAGGACAAAGCAGACCCCCAGCAGGGCUUCGUCAUUGAGUUCUUUGACGACAAUCCACGCAAGAAGCGCUCACAGUCCUUCACCAACAACACAGGCCAGCUCGACAGCCCGGCCCUCAGGAACAAGCCGGAGAAAAGGUGCGACCCCAGCACCCCCACCCAGCAGUACACCAUUCCCUUGAAGGGCCCGGGUUCUGGAGGCCCCCAGAGGGCCGGCUCCCUGAGGAGGGAGAAGAUGGAGGAUCGGAUCAGUAACAACAUCUCCUCCUGCUCCAUCCCUCCCAGGCUGUUUAGAAGUGUGGGACGCAGGUCCAAACUGGCCCAGGACUUCACGGCUGAGUUCCUGAGGGAGUCCAGACAGGAGUCUAGGCCGAGCAUGAACACAACCUGGGAGAAGAAUACGUCUCCUGUGUCUCCUACCACCAGCCCCCCACCAACAGUAGAGGCAAUAGCACCCCACUCCUACCCCCACCAGACCACACCAAGCCCCCCUCAGCCAUACCUGACUCAGACUUCAUCCUGUACCCACCAGUCUGUGCCCCUGAAAGCCCCUCUAAUGCCCAUGGCCCCACGCAGCCUGGAGGCCCCACGCAGCCUGGAGGCCCCACGCAGCCUGGAGGCCCCACGCAGCCUGGAGGCCCCACGCAGCCUGGAGGCCCCACGCAGCCUGGAGGCCCCACGCAGCCUGGAGGCCCCACGCAGCCUGGAGGCCCCACGCAGCCUGGAGGCCCCACGCAGCCUGGAGGCCCCACGCAGCCUGGAGGCCCCACGCAGCCUGGAGGCCCCACGCAGCCUGGAGGCCCCACGCAGCCUGGAGGCCACAAGCCCCAAAGGCCUGGGGAACGAGGAGGAUGAUACCUUGAGUGAAGCAGGCACCUACACCAUUGAGACAGAGUUCCAGGAUAAAGAGGUGGAGGAGGCACGCAGCAAGAUAGAACAAGUGUUUGGUGUUGUUGAGGGGCCAGAGCAGCCCGGCCAGACUGCAGCAGCAGCAUGUAAGCCUGUUGAGUUUCAGGACAGGGAGGAGCGUAGGGAGAGUAGCUUGGUGGAUCUGAUGCCAGCUCCAGGGCAGGGACAGAAUCUGGUGCAGGUACCUGGUGGCUCUAAGUGGGUGUCUUGCUGGGCCAGCCUGGCAGACAGCUACACACACUCUGGCCCUGCCUCAGGCCUCUUCGAAAUCCCCUCACAGAUGGACCUGUCAGGAGGAGUUGGUGGGAGGACCGUCCAUCAGGCAACGCUCAGUCGGAACAUCAAUAGUGUGGAAUCGGAAGGCCCAAGUUCCAAAACACAGCGUAUUCCUUCUCAGGCACCAUCGAUGGAAAAUAAUGAGACUCCAACUCCCAGCAUUCUUAUCCAUCAGGACACUUACUCUACCUAUGAUAUCAAAGAGAGGAGCUUCAGAGUCCUUGGACCACAGGAGGACCUCCACAACCUGUCUGUACAGGAUGACCUUGACCAAGACAGCCUGAGUGAUGCCAGUAAGUCAGACGACAGCUCCAUCGUGGAGCAGAGGAAGAUGCCCACACCAGAGAGGACAGACAAGAGUACAUCUCAGAGCAGUGAAAAGGAGAGGCCCACACUCCCAGCCAAGUCUACAUCAUUCUACAUUGGCUCUAAGGAGAGUGUGUCUAAACAGGAGCGGGGAUCCAGACCCAAUACACCCAGGAUUGAGAGAAAACCACCACCACAUCCCAACACACCACAGUUCUCCACAGCCACCCUGACCAAACAACAGGGUGGACAAGAAUUUCAGAAGACAGUCAAGCUCAACUCAUCAGCUCCCAAGCUUGACUACCAGGGCAGAGUCAGCCCUGAGCCCAACGAGAUCGCAGUGUUUCUGGUCAGGCAGGAGAGUUUCAUUAAGGACCAGCCAAGUGAUGCUGCGGUCACCAGACUCCCACACAUCUCCAGCCAGCCUGCUCUGAAUGACCCUGACCCUGCUGAGGCGUUCCAGGGUGUUUGCAGCCAGGACACCCACUCCUACCUCAAUGGGACCGAGGAUGCUCUGGCUGACCUGGCGGCCAAGCUCCAGGCCCAGCCGCCUGAUGUUGUUCCUCACCCCAUAGAUUACUCUCUGUCUGGGGAGUCUGACAUGGACUCAGCGAGCACUGCCAGCCUGCGCAACAACCAGACUGCCCCCAAGACUGGAUCCAAGAAGCCCUUGUUCACUAGUGGCGUUCAGAGGGAGAGGUCCUCUGCCAGCUCCUUCACCCAGGAGCCCAGUCGCCAGCAGUCAGCCUUCGAUCGCCUGUCCGAGAAGCGGCGGUCCCAGAGAGUGGACAGCAGCAGGAAGCCUGAACAAGACAGGAGGCUGGGAAUGAGAUGCUGUGUUGUAAAACAUGGCACCAUGGACCUGAGUGACGACCCUCAGAGCUUCAGCUUACCCUACUGGCCUGAAACCAUCUCCUCAGACCAGGCGGUCCCCCGGCCCGCUGCAUGCAAGAAGUACACCGUCCCCCUGCAGAAGGAGGAUCCCACUAAGUCCUCCAAAGUGGCCCAGGCCCUAACCCGCUCCAACAGCAUGUCUGCCCCACGGCCCACAAGAGCUUCAAUGCUUCGCCGGGCUCGCCUGGGCGAGGCAUCCGACAACGAGGUUACAGAGACAGACAGAAUCUCCCAGAACUCCCAGGAAGUCAGUGGGACCUCCAAGGCCUCCCAGGACAGUAAGAAGCAGCUCUCCAGGCUGGAUAUGCUGGCUCUGCCCCGGAAGAGGACUAGCUCCUUCACCACUCCCAGUGAUACAGAGUCCUCAGCACCCAGGACAGGCUUCUCCAACCGCAGCACAGAGUCCAACAGCGGCUCUGGCCUUAAGGCCUCCGUGGCCGGGCCCAGCACUAAGCCUGCGCUAGGCAGGGCCUCUGGAGCUUCAGGCAAGCUCAUCACCCGCGUCCGCUCCAGCAGUGCCAAAUACACCAGCAGCACAGCCAGCUCUAGACGACGACAGAAAGGCUCUGACUACACCUCCACCUCCGAGGAGGAAAUUGACUCUAACCAGAGCACCCUUAAACACAAACGCUCACACACCCCCUCAGCUUCCCGCUCCCAGCCUCUCAUACCCCCACGCCCCAAACCCCGCUCACAAGACUCGGACCAGGAGAGUCACGAGGGAGACGCCUACCAGAACUGGUCCUCUCACAGUGCUGAGAUAGCAAGACUGAGUCAGGACCUGGCUAAAGAUCUAUCCGUCCUGGCCAGGGAAAUCCAUGGUGUGACUGGUGAUGCUGAUCCUCAGAGCUCUUCUGCAGUGGAGGCCAAUACACCUGUCUCUACCAUCACCGCCAGGGAGGUGUUGGUCCAUCCCAUCCCAGAGGCUGGUGUGAACUACCUUAGAGUUCCUCCUGGAUCCGCUGCAGCCAGGGACCCCGACCAAACCAUUAUGAAUGACCAGGAAUACAACUCUAAGCACAGAGGAUGGAACCAGGAAGUGGUUGUUGUGGAUGAUCUGAUGUUGAAUCCAGUGUCCCAGAUCUCUCUGGCUAUUCGAGAAAACACAGAGCAGCUAGCUGAGAAAAUAAAGGUACUAUUCCACAACAAAACUGACGUUUGGGGGGAGAUUGACUCAAAGCUCAAUACAGAAAAUGACAUCCCUGUCCUGAAAGGCUCAAACAAGGAAAUCACAGCUAUUCUGAAAGAGCUCAGAAGAGUUCAGAGACAACUUGAAGUCAUCAACACUAUCAUUGAGCCCAGUGGAAAUUUUGAGCCAGCCAAAGCCUCCACUCCUAGUGCCACCUCCACUCCUAGUGCCCCCUCCUCAGCCGGGUUGAAGCCAUCCAGGGCCCCUUCGAGAUACUGGAGAACCUCGGGUUCCCAGCGGGGUGGGGUUCCCUCUUCCAGCUCCAGGCCCAGUGAGAGUGUCAGGAGAUCAGUUGUGGCCUCUGAGGCAGAGAGCUACGUGGUCUGAGGUUUUGGAACACAGUGCCUCCCCUUCACUGCUGCAUCACAAUUCCAGGUGUUGAGAGAGUGGAUUAGAGGGGGAAAUGGGCACUGCUAGAGAGAACUGUGGCCCCACCGCACAAAGACACUACUGUACUGUGUGUGCACUACUAGACAACUGCAAUGCGCAUUGAACUGCCAUGGUGUGAGAAAAGGGUUGUACGAGACACAAAGCCAUGCAGUGGUUAGUUCAGUCGAGGGAAAAUCACUUUAAAGGCCCAUUGCAACUGUUUAUAUCAAUAAAAAAAACAUUUCUGGAUAACAUAUAAGAACCUUACUUUAAUAGAUAUAUAUUGAAAUUGACAAAAAUAACUUUUUACACAAACUAUUUCUCAAGCAAGAAUUUUGCUAGGACUGUCUGAGUGGAGAAGAAAAACUGAAAACUAGCUGUUCUUGGCAGAGGUUUGGAACUCUUUGUUAUUGUUAUUAACCAAUUUACCGCAUGUUAUUAACCAAUUUACCGCAUGGUGAUGUCACCAUGGAAAGCCGAAAUGUCCGCCCAUGCAAACCUGCUGAUUAGAAGGACCUGUCUAGAUUGUAUUUUCAACCAGCAACUCCAGGAUCAGUGUUAGUUUCAUCAGCUGUUGAACAAUAUGAUACAAAACACAUAAACAGAAUUUUGACUACACUGGGCCUUUAAGACGAGGUCAUUAUUCUGCCAUAUACCCUUGUUGAUCUCACACUCAGAAAACUUAAGCAUACUUGAAUUUGAUUGAUUGAUUUCUAUAAUUUUAUAAUUGGGGAAAUUUUGCUGCGAUCAGCUUAGAGCACAGUAUAUUUAAAAACAGCUUGAGUAUAUUUUAUUUAAGGAAGUAUAUAUUACUAAAGUAAUUAACUAAUACAAUUAAAGCAUAUUUUGACUUUGCUUGAUUAAAUGUAUAAGUAAAGAAUUUAUAUUCUCCAGGAUUCCUUGAUAGGUUUAUUCAAGACUUUAUCACUGCUUUCUUUUGACCACUUUCUCCCUCUAUGGACCAGACCUAUUGAAGAAUGGCUAAAGUAUUUAAUUGUAAUGAUUUGUAUAUUAUUAAAGAGUUUAUAAAUUUGCACUUGGACACUUGCUUUUGCGCAAAUAGAAUGUUAUUUUUCUGGUCUCUUAAAUGACAUUGAGGCAUUUUUUAAAUGAAAUGUAAGAAUGGCUCUAGGAGUCAUUGCUUUACAAGGUCUCAUGUUGCCAGUAGAAACUUUUGCGUAUGUAUUCUCUAGAGUCAAAGGUAGUGCAUGAGGAAGCAGACCUGAUGUCUAUCUGACACUAUAGAUUUCCUUGUUCUCAGAACUGAAAGUCUGUGUGGAGUGUAUGGUUGGGUGGGCAUGUCUGGGGGGCUUAGUGCUGGGGUAGAACGUUAGUUUUAAUCACCUAGCAACAGCCAACUGCUGUAUCUGCGUAGCUCAGCCCAGAGAUUUUAAGCUUUGAAACAAUAAAACAAAGGACUCAUUCAGGGCUUUUACCAGCUAGCGCCAUUUGGAAAGUGUGUUUGUAUUGCUGAUAGGUUUGAUUGUCAUAACUGGUCAGUUGAUUGCACAGCUUUCAAUAAUGUGGUCAGACAUACAGUGAGCUCUAAAAGUAUUGGGACAGUGACACAUUUGUUGUUUUGGCUCUGUACUCCAGCACUUUGGUUUUGACAUGAUAUAAUGACUAUGAGGUUAAAGUGCACACUUAACUUUAAUUUGAGGGUAUUUUCAUCCAUAUCGAGUGAACCAUUUAGAAAUUACAGCACUUUGUAAUUUCAUUUUAGGGGACCAAAAGUGUUGGGACAAAUUCACUUGUGUAUUAAAGUUGUCAAGUUUAGUGUUUGGUCCCGUAUUCCUCGCACGCAAUGACAAUGAUUAUAUCAAGCUUGUGAAUCUACAAUGUUGUUGGAUGCAUUUGCUGCUUGUUUUGGUUGUGUUUCAGAUUAUUUUGUGCCCAAUAUAAUGAAUUGUCAUUUUGGAGCUACUUUAAGAACAUAAUGUUUCCAAACACUUCUACAUUAAAUGUGGAUGAUACCAUGAUUACUGAUAAUCCUGAAUGAAUUGUGAAUAAUGAUGAGUGGGAAAGUUACAGAUGCACAUAUCAUACCCCCCACCCCACAAAAUGCUAACCUCCCCUGAUAUUGUAAUGGUGAGAGGUUAGCAUGUCUUGGUGUGAUAUUAUCAUGGUAGCAUCCACAUUUUAAUGUAGAAGUGUUUCGAAACAUUAUAUUGUUAUUUACAAUAAAGGUGACUAUAUAAAAUUACACCGUAAAUUAUUUAUCAUUAAUUUCUAUUGGGCACAAAAUAAUCUGAAACGCAGCCAAAAUAAACAGCAAAUGGUUUUGGUCCCCUAAAAUGGGAGGACUAUGUACAAAAAGUGCUGUAAUUUCUAAAUGGUUCACCUGAUAUGAACAAAAAUACAUUCAACUUAAAGUAGUCCGUCUGCACUUUAACCUCAUAGUCAUUGUAUAAUUUCAAAUCCAAAGUGCUGGACUACAGAGCCGAAACAACAACAAAAAGUGUCACUGUCCCAAUACUAUUGAAGCUCACUGUAUCUCAGGGCAGUGUACUUUCUGUCCCCUUCUUGAUUCCCCUUUCUUGGUUGAAAUCGUCAUCUGUGGCUUCAAUUUUGCCAAAGAAUACCAAUGAUACUUGUCUUGUAGAAGUGAUUAUUAUUAACACUUUACUGACUUAAAUGCCCUCUGACAGUUUUCAGUGUCGCUUUCUGGAGAUAUUUUCUCCAGUCUCAUUGCUGUACACUCCUUCAUUCCACCAAUAAGCACAUCACACUACAUGAACUCCUGUGAUGUUGAUGCCAGUUUUAAAGGACUGUAUCAGGUGUCAACAGCAAAAUGCACUUGCUGUUUCUUGUUUUGUUCUAAUCAUUCAUCAUAAUUGUGAGCAGAAAUGUUGUGCAGUUAUACAUUAAAUCAAAAUGUCAUGCUAUAUGUACAUAUCUAAGACUUGAUGAUCUAGAGAUGACCACACCAUCUUGUAUUUUGCACUAGUACCAUUGGGACCCUUUAAUCUUAUGCUGAGAAGCUACACAUUAAGCCACCUUUUUUUACUAAGGGGGAUGCUCUCAUUCUGUUAGAUUGUAUAAAUGAUAUCCUGUCCGGAAGGAAAGGAGACUGAAAAUGCAAUAAAAUAAAGGGACUACAGUCCACAAGUGCUUGUCCUUUUCCCAACAGUUUGUGUAGCUGUAUAUGAAAUUGUAAAAGGAAUUUCCCUCAGUGCCACAAAGCCUUUUGGGAUAUAUGGUUUCAUACCACAAAGUACAGUUCUUGUUUACACCCAUGGGCUCAGUUAAAUCUGUCUCUGAGCUUUUGAUUGCUAUGACACAAAGUGCUGCUGCUAUUCUGCUUUGUGGAAGUUUUAUUACAUUUCUCCAUCAAAAGCUCCAGUUAAACACUUUAAUCGAGAAAUAUCUUGAUGUCAUAUGUGAGUCAAAUGUUGUAUACCUAGCUCAUAUCCCUUUAAAGUCAUCAGUCACCAUGGUUUGUUUUUUGGGUUGGUUGGCUCUUGCACCCUAAAAGUAAUGUUAAGUUCCACAUCCUUCAGCAUCUGUUAUUUAUGAUGUUUUCCAGAAUGAAUUUAUUGGAAAGGUUAUACAUUUUGUGCAAAGUUUAGAGAAUGUGAUAACAUGUUGUAAUAAAGAGAUUUGUAAUCAA
Molecule: messenger RNA, 9111 nt
Organism: Oncorhynchus kisutch (coho salmon)
Lineage: Eukaryota; Metazoa; Chordata; Actinopteri; Salmoniformes; Salmonidae
Product: centrosomal protein of 170 kDa protein B
Exons: 19
Coding region: 288-5459 (1723 amino acids)
Molecular function (GO): protein binding
Source: RefSeq, a predicted model, not a curated record